AUGGCAAACAUUGCUCCACGAAUAGAAAAUGACGAAGACCUCGAAGAUGUCAAACCCACCACCGUUGCCUUCUCUUUCCACGAGCUCCCUGGCGAGCCCGAACCACCGCAACAACCGCAGCCCCCUCCUCGUCGUUCUCCCGAGAUGAACUCAAAAAUCCCACCUGAAGGUGCUCCGGACCACCACGAACCUCCCCCCGACGUCCAUUACUCUCUGCUCGUCGGCCCGAAAACCUUUUUCGCCCAGGAGAGAACGUUUCUCCACUGGAUGCACGUUUGUGUGCUAGUCGGAGGCUUGGUUUUGUUCAAGUUCGACAAGAAGAACGUGCUAUCGAUUUCUCCAGCAGCUCUACCACCAGAGGACUACAGUGUUGGAGAUGACAAAAUAAAUGGGAGCAACGUCAUCUUCAACGGCAGAAGUUCAUCCAGUUCAUCUUUCAGUUUUGUCGGCAGCAAAGUUUCUGCUUCUGCCGCGAAUCUUUUCGCGUUUUGCCUUUUGCUCAUCACCUUGUGCUUCACGGUUUGGAUGUACGUGAUGCACCGACGGCGAAUGGCGGUGCUGCAGACAGCGAGUAGUAAUACGGGCACGGAAUUUCGGGAAAUCAAAUUUUUCCUCGGAUUCGGUGUCUUCUUGACGGUGGUCAUGGUGUAUGCUGUUGUAAGAGCGUAUUGACGAUUUGAAAUGCAGCGAAUUUGUGUUGCUUAUUCUUAUUCAGAUUUUGCAAUCAGGAUCAUAAUUAUCAAGAAAGAACGAACGACAAAAUGAAUUUCGCAAGAGAAGUAGGUCCAGUGUUGGCGCAG
Amoebophrya sp. A120 is the source of this 800-nucleotide messenger RNA. The record is from the annotation of a GenBank genome assembly. Lineage: Eukaryota; Dinophyceae; Syndiniales; Amoebophryaceae.